AUGUGGGACGCGUGUUGGGUGAUGUGUGCUGUGUUCCAUGUGCCGUGUUCUGUGUUCCAUGUGCUGUGUGCUGUGUGCCAUGUGCUGUGCGCUGUGUUCCGUGUGAUGUGCGCUGUGUUCCGUGUGCUGUGUGCUGUUCCAUGUGCUGUGUUCCAUGUGUUGUGUGCUGUUCCAUGUGUUGUGUGCUGUGUGCUGUUCCAGGUGUUGUGUGCUGUUCCAUGUGUUGUGUGCUGUUCCAUGUGCUGUGUUCCAUGUGCUGUGUGCUGUUCCAUGUGCUGUGUUCCAUGUGCUGUGUGCUUCCUGUGUGCUGUUCCAUGUGCUGUGUUCCAUGUGCUGUGUGCUGUGUUCCAUGUGCUGUGUGCUGUGUUCCAUGUGCUGUGUGAUGUGUUCUGUGUGCUGUUGCUGUGUUCCGUGUGCUGUGCACUGUGCGCUGUGUUCCGUGUGCUGUGCGGUGUAUGCUGUUCCAUGUGCUGUGUGCUGUGUGCUGUUCCAUGUGUUGUGUGCUGUUCCAUGUGUUGUGUGCUGUUCCAUGUGCUGUGUUCCAUGUGUUGUGUGCUGUGUUCCAUGUGUUGUGUGCUGUUCCAUGUGCUGUGUUCCGUGUGCUGUGUUCCGUGUGCUGUGUUCCAUGUGCUCUGUGUUGUGUGCUGUAUGCUGUGUGCUGUUUGUUGUCAUGAGAGCAUUUUCAGGUGCUGUGUGCUGUGUUCCGUGUGCUAUGUGCUGUGUUCCGUGUGCUGUGUUCCAUGUGCUGUGUGCCAUGUGUUGUGUGCUGUUCCAUGUGCUGUGUGCCAUGUGUUGUGUGCUGUUCCAUGUGUUGUGUGCUGUUCCAUGUGCUGUGUUCCAUGUGUUGUGUGCUCUUCCAUGUGCUGUGUUGUGUGUUCCAUGUGCUGUGUUCCAUGUGCUGUGUGUUGUGUGCUGUUCCAUUUUCAGGUGCUGUGUGCUGUGUGCUGUGUUCCGUGUGCUGUGUUCCAUGUUCUGUGUGCCAUGUGUUGUGUGCUGUGUGCUGUGUUCCAUGUGCUGUGUGCUGUGUUUCAUGUGCUGUGUUCCAUGUGCUAUGUGCUGUGUGCUGUUCCAUGUGUUGUGUGCUGUUUUUCAGGUGCUGUGUGCUGUGUUCUGUGUUCUGUGUGCUGUGUGCUGUGUUCUGUGUGCUGUGUUCCGUGUGCUGUGUGCUGUGUUCCAUGUGCUGUGUGCUGUGUUCCGUGUGCUGUGUUCUGUGUGCUGUGUUCCAUGUGCUGUGUGCCAUGUGUUGUGUGUUGUGUGCUGUGUUCCAUGUAUUGUGUGCUGUGUUCUGUGUGCCGUGUGCUGUGUGCUGUGUUCCAUGUGAUGUGUGUUGUGUGCUGUGUGCUGUGUUCCGUGUGCUGUGUUCCAUGUGCUGUGUGCAGUGUUCUGUAUGCUGUGUUUGUGUGCUGUGUGUUGUGUGCUGUGUUCCAUGUGCCAUGUGCUGUGUGUUGUGUGCCCUGUGUUGUGUGCUGUGUGUUGUGUGCCGUGUGCUGUGUGUUGUGUACCCUGUGA
Messenger RNA from Gigantopelta aegis, 1509 nucleotides. RefSeq names its product keratin-associated protein 10-7-like. Bases 1 to 1509 code for a protein of 502 amino acids. The record is from RefSeq and is a predicted model, not a curated record. The transcript is spliced from 2 exons. NCBI's taxonomy places the organism in Eukaryota, Metazoa, Mollusca, Gastropoda, Neomphalida, Peltospiridae.